Molecule: messenger RNA, 1091 nt
Organism: Lotus japonicus
Lineage: Eukaryota; Viridiplantae; Streptophyta; Magnoliopsida; Fabales; Fabaceae
Product: vacuolar iron transporter homolog 4-like
Exons: 1
Coding region: 97-735 (212 amino acids)
Biological process (GO): intracellular manganese ion homeostasis
Cellular component (GO): membrane
Molecular function (GO): manganese ion transmembrane transporter activity; iron ion transmembrane transporter activity
Source: RefSeq, a predicted model, not a curated record
CUCCAAUAUAUCCAACCUUAAUUCAUUUCUUCUUUCCCUACAACUUAAUCUCUAGUGCUCUUUCUUCCACUUUACAAUUUUCCUUCAUCAUCAUCCAUGGCAGCAGAAACACAACCUUCAAAAGUCUUCAACAUAGACGUUGAAGGACAAUUAGCACAUGCGGAGGAGGACGGUGGCGAUGCUCUGAGCCACUCUGCUCAUGACUACACUCAAAGAGCACAGUGGCUCAGAGCGGCCGUCCUGGGCGCCAAUGAUGGCUUGCUCUCAACUGCUUCCCUCAUGAUGGGUGUUGGAGCGGUUAAGAAAGAUGUUAGGACCAUGAUCCUAACGGGGAUUGCCGGGUUAGUUGCUGGCGCGUGCAGCAUGGCCAUUGGAGAGUUUGUUUCUGUUUACUCCCAGUAUGAUAUUGAGCUGGCCCAGAUGAAAAGAGAAGGUAAUACUCAAAAUAAGGACAAGUUGCCGAAUCCUUAUUACGCCGCCUUGGCUUCUGCUUUAGCUUUUGCCGUAGGUGCCGGCGUGCCGCUGCUCGCUGCAGCGUUUAUCACGGAAUAUAAGGUGAGGAUUGGGGUGGUGGUGGCUGCUGUCACCCUUGCCUUGGUGGUUUUUGGAGGGUUGAGUGCUUUUCUUGGGAAGUCACCGUUGGUGAAAUCCUCUUUGAGGGUUUUGUUUGGAGGGUGGCUGGCCAUGGCGGUUACUUUUGGAUUAACCAAACUUGUGGGUGAUCUUGGAAUUUGAUUCCAUUACAACUUCAAUUAAAUAAUCAUGCACCCUCUUAGGUCGGUUUUAAUUAGAUGCAUGAUGGGAUAGCUUUUAAAUUUUUUGUUACAUGUUUGCAAAAUCAUUCAGAUAUUCGUGCAAGGCACAGGCACACACAUAAAAAAGUGACAAACGAGAUACAAACCAGAUAAAUAUGGGGUGUUUGUAUUGUUUUGUAUAAGUAUCAUUAGUCUUUACGUUAUAGAAAGAAAUACAUGGAUGUAUAUCCAAUGUUUGUGCAUAUUAAACUCAUCAGAUUCCGUCUUCCAAUUAAUGUACGCUUAUUUUGGACAUCGUUUGUUUCAAUAAGGCAAAGAAAAUGCUUGAACAAGUUA